Molecule: messenger RNA, 1547 nt
Organism: Ornithodoros turicata
Lineage: Eukaryota; Metazoa; Arthropoda; Arachnida; Ixodida; Argasidae
Exons: 4
Coding region: 61-1479 (472 amino acids)
Biological process (GO): negative regulation of neuron apoptotic process; neuron projection morphogenesis; nerve development
Molecular function (GO): growth factor activity; nerve growth factor receptor binding
Source: RefSeq, a predicted model, not a curated record
GAAUGGCGUCGCUUGACGCAAGUUAGGAGAACGUCGUCGACUGGGUUGUCGCGCAAGCCCAUGUGCGCAGCUCGUCGUUUGAAGAGGAACUGCGUCCAGGUUCGAUCCACCAUCAUGGGUGGCCAAGGUCUGCGCAUCUUUCUUGUCCUCUACAGCAUCUACCUUACGGUCACAACAACAUCAACCUUCAUACUUACGCAAGGCCCAAGAGGCAAGCACCUACCGUUCCCAUACAGUAGAUUCGGGCACACCAGGUUACCAAUGUCCCUUUUUGCUUCCCCACUAGCCGAUGGUUCCAGCUACGACAACGUCUUAAAACCUAAGAGCAUCCAUUGUUUCGCGUCGUGGAGGCUUGGAAGAUAUAAAAUAUGUGUAAACCGCACGGACCGUGCCCAUGAACCAGGCACCACUGAUAGACAGUACAACUACCUUCGACUGAGUACUUCAGCAUGGAAACUACCCUUUUUAUUCACAACUGGGUACAGACAUCGUUAUCCAAAGAUGGAUGACGCUAAUUUGUUGAAAUUAAUUCUUGGACUGGUCGAUCCGGGUAGUGGAAGCGAUAUCCCACGGGAUAAGCGGUCGAGGACUGGUCACAUUAGGGGAAGCUUCGUGGCUAAUGACAGGGGUUCCAAACUCCCGAAAAGUUUGAGAACGAAGAAAUUUGGAGAUAAAAAGGAUAAUGUCACACGGCUCCAUCGAGGUAACAAAAUUGGAAAAACAGAAAAAGAUUUUCGCGACGUUAAGUUCGCAAAGCCUAAGGUGUCUGAGGAAGUCCUAAUGAAGAGGCAAGACGAGGCCUCAUUCACCCAAAGCCCUAGCCCGUGGAAACAAGCGACUGUUGAAGACGAUGGUGUAAUGGAGAAGGAUGAGACGACGGAUUUGUAUGACUCAGAAGAAUUCCAAGAGUUCAGAAGGCACACAGAAACGAUGUUAGGGGUUCCAGUACGAGUUGGCCUGGUCAAGUUUUCGCCCGUCGGAGGACAGCCGGAGAGCUCAAGACGGAAAAUCGAGCCAAGUCCAGCGAAGCGAGGAGGAACUCAAACAGCUGCUGCGCUCAGCGUUUGCCCCAGCUACAGCGACUGGCUGAUGCGACGCGAGGCUCAAGAUCCCUACGGUCACCGUCUCAACGUCCUCGAAAUGAUACCCUACAACGGUACCCUGGUCCGCCAGUAUUUCUACGAAACCAUCUGCAUUCGACAUAACCGGUCACAGCCGUCUUUCAGUGGAGGAGGCACUUCUCAGACGUCUGUAGCAAGUGGGACAUCGGAAUGUCUUGCCGUCGACAAACAGGUGUGGAACUCUCGCUGUGCGGAGAACUACAUCUGGACUUACGGGAAAGUUGUGAAAGCAAACGGUGACAUCGGCUGGAGCGUCAUAGCCAUCCGGGGAUCGUGCAGUUGCUCAGUGUGGCCCAAGACCCUUCCUGGAGGACGAAGAGCAGGGCCCCGUCUCUUCAUCGACGACCUAGAUGAAUGAACACGACCAACGCGCUGAUGGGAUGGCCACACACGAGGCAGCCGUGUCUUUUUGUCUUUGUACUUAGC